Cydia splendana is the source of this 4047-nucleotide messenger RNA. RefSeq names its product trichohyalin-like. The transcript is spliced from 14 exons. The record is from RefSeq and is a predicted model, not a curated record. Lineage: Eukaryota; Metazoa; Arthropoda; Insecta; Lepidoptera; Tortricidae. Bases 313 to 2088 code for a protein of 591 amino acids.
AACAGUACCUACAUCUUUUUGGGUUUUGGUUUGUCUACAAACUUUUAUAUUAAUUAUUUUCAAAAUUCACAAUUUUUAUUCGAAUAAUUAGCUAGGUAGUAAUUUGUAUAGCAACCUGCUUGCUAUACUUAUGACCAUUUUUCUCAUAGAUUAUUAAUGUCAGGGAUCCUGACAAAAGAAAAGAAGUAAAAACCAACGUCCUAAGAAUUUUUACAUUAUGUACACGUAGUGAUUAUAUGCUCUUUGUUAUGUACAAGAUAACAUUGAGGCACCUAUAAACGUUUGACUGGAAAGAAACAAAAAAACGUAACCAUGCCGCUGGUAUUAUCUCAAGCGGAGUUCGACAAGCUGGUCUCAUGGACGGACGGCAGUCGGGAGAACAAGGAUGCGGCGCGCCAGAGCGAGUAUGUCAAACGUUUGAACGAGCAGAGCUCACGCAUGACUCGCGAAUGGCCCAAUUCUGUCGAGAAUGUAAACAAACGUAACGAGGAGUUGCGACGCGCACGCCACGAGGCCGCCGAGCAGGCCAACACCAAGUUCUACAAGAAGUACAUGCGAAAGAAGCGCGAUGAACAGGCGCGUCUCAUGUACAGCGCACGCGACACCAUAUUCAAGAAUAAGGACGCGCCUAAGUUUUUUCUCAGAGCAGUUAUAGAGACCUGUGUACAGAAAGAGCGAGAAGAACAGCUCAAGUUCAAAGGCGAGCGAAUGCGGGAAGAGAGAGAACAGAAGAGAAAAGAUGACGACGAAAUCAUCCGCCGCGCGGCCGAGUGGCAAGCUCUCAUGAAAACUAGGCGUCAGCGCCGUUUCGAAGUUAAUAAACAGCACCAGAAAGAGAUCCUGGAACAGGUACACCAUAAGGCCGAGCGCAAUCGCACGGAGCACGAGACGGAGCUGAAUUAUCAGAUCUUAGACAACAUCAAGGCCAACGAGCAGAUGGAAGCACUUGGCGAGUUUGAGCGCAAUUUCAACAAAGCCGAAAAAGCCCGAAUCCUCGCCGACAUGAAACAGGCUAAGGCAGAGGUAGACGCCCGGCGGGCUGAGGAGCGCGCUCGCGACCAACUGGACGACAAGCUGAUCGCCGUCUUACAGCGCUCGCGGGCCAGGAUCCAGGCGCUGAGGAAGAAAACUGAAAAAGAAACCCGCGACGAGCAGCUGCGCCUGCUGGAGCUGAACAGCAAGCGCCUGGAGAGUGGCGAGGCCGCGCGCGCGGAGAAAGAGCAAGCCAGUCUGGAGACCGCCGCCAGGGAGAAGGAAGCCAUCGCCGAGGAAAGACUACGCAAGGACAGAGAGACAAAGGCGCGCUUCAAACGCGAAAGACAGGAGGUUCAAGACAAGUUCCUUGCAGACGAGGCGCGCCGCCUGCACGAGCUUAAUACCCAGCGCCAGUGGGAGAUGAUGAACCGGUUCAAGAACCAAGAGCUGUACGAAGACUUCCAGGAGAAACUGCGUCAAGAGAAAGAGCGCAAGAUAAAAGAGUUCAGAGAGGAGACGCUCAGGCUUUGGAAAGAGCGAGAUGAGCGCGACGCGCGCGAGCGUGAUGAAACCCGCUACUUCUACGGCGAGCUGGCCGAGAGGAAACUACGCGACGCGGACAACAGGCUGUUCGCGCACGCGCAGGAGCUGCUGGCCGAGGCGCGGCGCCACAACAGGCCCGACUACGCGCUGCGCAAGGCUCUCGAUCGCUACUGUUCGCUGUACCGCCUGCAUCCGAUGCCGGAGUUGCCGAAAACGCUACAGUCGCACUUCCCCGGCUACGGGCCUAAGGAUUGCUGCUUAGCAGACCCGGGGUAUAAGCCCGAGCCUCCACCGCAGCCCGAACCUGAAGAGAAGGAGGCUCCGCCCCAGGCAGUUGGGGACCACAACAAUGUUGGCAAGAGAAGCGGCUUGCAGCCCGUUCUGAACGGUGACAAGGCGGCGCCGUCUGCGUCAGCGUCUGCUGUCGAGGAGACAGUAGCGGACUAUAAGAGAGUCGGGCGUGCCAACGGUCUGCAGAGGACACCUGCUGAGAUUGACCUAUUCAAGCUCCCCCCGAUCUCCGUGGUCCCCUGCCAAACGCCGAACUGCACUUGCCCGUUGAAGAAAUAAAUAAAACAAACGUAUACAAAAUAUUAAUUUAUUAUAGAGUUGUCAUGUCUAGAGAGCUAUGGCACCGCUGCUGUGACUAGACACGUGGUGGUCCUGUUACUAUUACAUUAGUAGGGUUUUCGGCAUUCGGUAACACCAAAGUGUUUAAUAUAAACCUUAUUACAAUGCUUUAAGGCCUAUAGUUGGACAAUUAGGUGUCGUUUGUAAACACUUUUAUAAGUUACAAACACAUAUUAGAAUCUCGAAACCACAGAUACUGAAAAAAGAAAUACAGGCAUGCCGUGUUACAAUUUCUGCACGAUAAUUUCAAAAUCACGAUACCCAAUUAAAAAUAUGAAAAUAGAUUGUUUUUUUGCUUUGUGGUACAGUUUUGUAUACAAUUACGUAAACUAAUUUUUAUAUUUCUAAAUAAACUUUACGUUUAUUGGUAUGUUAGUAAAAGUUGUCGAUGUAAUUUAUAUUAGUGUCGUGCUACCGAAGUACACCUACUAUUUGUUCGUUGCGUCCAUACAAGACUAAAUUAAACUAGCUUACUAAAAUAAAUCUUUGGUCAUAUUGAGUGUAGUUUCUUUACGCUGCGUCAAAUAUCGAGGGAUUUCGAGUUCGCAUUGGGAUUUGAACUUUAUCUGGUUGGAAUAAGGUCGCUUUUAAUUUAACGAUGCAUUUAAAACAAUAUUAUUGCUGGUAUUAAAUUGACCUAUGUUAAAUACUUGUGUCACUGCAAAAUAAACAUUAUCUCUUUAUGAUAAGGUUGUCUUCUUUAAUGUGAACUCUAGUUCCCUCAAAUACGCCAAUACUGUAACAGGUUUGUGCCAUUGAAAAGAUUAAGGCAAAUGCACAUUAACAGUUGAACAUAUCUUGUACAGUCAACAGCAGAAGUCCACUUUCGAGAACAUUUCAUUCGCAAAUGCGGUACUAUUAUCAUUAUUAUCAAUCAUGAACUUGUAAACCUAUUUAUUUUCAAGACACGUGGUAACUUCCGUUCCUGACUGUACACACACAAACAGUAAACAUUCUCUAGAAAGUCUGGUGGCUUGUGAGCAAAAUUUGAAUGUUUAAAUAUUAAUUUAAAUUGAUGUGAGUAUUCACUAGAUUUUCUAGUAAGGUUUUACAAAUGUAGUAUAUGUGCAAUUUGCCUUAUGUGAGAUUUCUAGGUACACAGCUUUCGUAAUACUUUCGUUGGCUUUGGCUUACAAAAUAUUGUCUAUAGUUAGAAAAAUAAAUUAUUAUUAGCGAACAACUAACUAUAUCUAGAUCAUAGUUCAUUUCAAAUAGACCUGCACAAAAGGUCAUUGACACCAAUUCAAAAUACACAACUGUUUUACAGAUCAUAAGGGAAGUAGUACAGUCAACAGAAAUACAUUAAUUGCUCGAAAUAUUUACUUUUUCUUUGUUUAACUACAUAUGACUACAUAUGAUGUUGACUGUAUCCAUAAACUAAUAAAAAAGUCAAUUAUCGUUUAUGCAAAUCUGUUUAAAUCUAUACAUACAGGCCAAUUCGAAUGUGCACUGACAUCAAACCGGUAUUAGAAUGAUAUUACAAUCAUAUAAAUUUUUAAUUCAAUUCAAAAUAUCUGUUAGCUGUCAUUUGCGUGGGCGUCUCGCUCGCACUUAUCCUUGUGCGGACAAGUUUGAACGAUCUGAACGCGCGAAUGACAGCUAACUGAUAUGAUUCCCAUAUCAUUCUAAUAUCGGUUGGAUGUCAGUACCAUCGGCCACACUGUUAACUGACAAUUCGUCAACCUUAUUACAAAAGGCAUAAGGUCCACCGGUGGACAGUUAAGAUCUUGCUGUUUGUACACGUUCGAGUGGCCCGAUAGCUUUUAACUCGUUCCAUCGACGACACGAUUAUCUAACCAAAACUAAACCUUAUUCACUUGAGUUAAGGUCUUCUAUCAAUCAGUUAAAUGUGUCAUAUCAUUAUGUUCGUUAAUAACAAUUCACUCCGACCUGCAAAUA